GGGCUCUUGUUUCCGGCCGGACGGCCGAGAGCCACCGAUCCUGAACCAGCCGCUGGAGUCGGAGUGGCGACCCGGUGUGAGCCGGCGGAAAGCCACUGGGGAGAGGCCAGCCUCGGUCAGUCCCGGCUUGGCUCCGGCUCCAGUUCCUGUGGAGAGCAACAGUCGCGGUCGCAGUGUCCGCCUCCGCCUCCAUCGUCGUCGGGGGAGGGGCCGCUCGGACCCCGGGGUCACUGCCGAGGAAUGAGGAGAGGCGGCCGGGCCCCGCGCUCCGCCCCGGCCUAGAGCCUUGCCCUGAGAGUCGCGAGGUGCACCAGCCUGUGGAGAAAUCGCAAGACUAUGGCGGGGUUCUGCUCCAAAGCUUGUGGUUCAAGCCUGGAUUUUGAUCUAUGUUCUGCUCACAUCCUGCUCCCUGAGAGUACCUGAUGAUCCCAUGACCCUGGACAUGGAUGCUGUCCUGUCGGAUUUUGUCCGUUCUACAGGUGCAGAGCCAGGGCUGGCCCGAGAUCUUCUGGAAGGAAAGAACUGGGAUGUGAGUGCUGCCCUCAGUGAUUUUGAACAGCUACGCCAAGUCCAUGCUGGGAACCUGUCCCCACCCUUUAGUGGAGGGAGUAGUUGUUCUAAGACCCCUGAAAAAGGGUGUUCUGAUAGAGAACCCACUCGCCCUUCUCGACCGAUCCUACAGAGACAGGAUGACAUCGUUCAAGAAAAACGCCUGUCUAGGGGCAUCUCCCACGCCAGUUCCAGCAUUGUUUCCCUGGCCCGGUCCCAUGUCUCCUCCAAUGGUGGGGGUGGGGGGAGCAGUGAGCACCCCCUGGAAAUGCCCAUCUGUGCCUUCCAGCUUCCAGAUCUCACUGUGUACAAAGAAGACUUCCGAAGCUUCAUAGAGAGGGACCUCAUUGAACAGUCCAUGCUGGUUGCCUUGGAACAGGCAGGACGUUUGAAUUGGUGGGUCAGUGUGGACUCCACCUGUCAGAGGCUGCUUCCUUUAGCAACUACUGGAGAUGGGAACUGCCUCCUGCAUGCAGCCUCUCUUGGGAUGUGGGGUUUCCAUGAUAGAGACUUGGUGCUGAGGAAAGCUUUGUAUGCACUAAUGGAGAAGGGUCUCGAGAAGGAAGCAUUGAGAAGACGCUGGAGGUGGCAGCAAACACAGCAGAAUAAAGAGUCAGGACUGGUGUACACUGAAGAUGAAUGGCAGAAGGAAUGGAAUGAGUUGAUCAAGCUUGCCUCAAGUGAACCCAGAAUGCAUCUAGGUACCAAUGGAACCAGUGGUGGUGGAGUGGAGAGUUCAGAGGAGCCAGUAUAUGAGAGCCUAGAGGAAUUCCAUGUCUUUGUCCUUGCUCAUGUGCUCAAGAGGCCUAUAGUGGUCGUGGCAGACACCAUGCUGAGGGACUCCGGAGGGGAAGCAUUUGCUCCUAUUCCAUUUGGAGGGAUCUAUCUCCCCUUGGAGGUCCCAGCCAGCCAGUGUCACCGAUCCCCUCUGGUGCUUGCCUAUGACCAGGCCCACUUUUCUGCCCUCGUGUCGAUGGAGCAGAAGGACAGUGCCAAGGAACAAGCUGUGAUCCCGCUCACAGAUUCAGAGCAUAAGCUGCUGCCCCUGCACUUUGCUGUGGAUCCAGGAAAGGGCUGGGAGUGGGGCAAAGAUGACAAUGACAAUGUCCGAUUGGCCAGUAUAAUUCUGUCCCUGGAGGUCAAAUUACAUCUGCUGCAUAGCUAUAUGAAUGUGAAGUGGAUCCCACUGUCAUCUGAUGCACAGGCUCCUCUGGCCCAGCCAGAGUCCCCCACAGCCUCAGCUGGAGACGAGCCCAGGUCUACUCCUGAGUCUGGAGAAUCAGACAAGGAGUCAGUUGGCAGCAGUUCUACCGGCAAUGAAGGCAGUAGACGGAAGGAGAAGUCGAAGCGUGACCGGGAGAAGGACAAGAAGAGAGCAGAUUCUGUGGCUAACAAACUGGGCAGCUUUGGCAAGACCUUGGGCAGCAAGCUUAAGAAGAACAUGGGGGGCCUGAUGCAUAGCAAGGGCCCCAAGCCUGGAGGACUGGGGAGUGGGUCUGGAAUAAGCAGUGGUACCGAGACACUAGAGAAGAAGAAGAAGAACAACUCACUGAAGAGCUGGAAGGGUGGCAAGGAGGAUGCAGCUGGGGAUGGGCCUGUGUCAGAGAAACCCUCGUCUGAGUCUGCUGGCAACGGAGGGAGCAAGUAUAGCCAGGAAGUGAUGCAAAGCUUGAGCAUUAUGAGGAUUGCAAUGCAAGGGGAGGGCAAAUUUAUUUUUGUUGGAACCCUGAAGAUGGGCCACCGGCACCAGUAUCAGGAGGAGAUGAUCCAGCGCUACCUUGCAGAUGCUGAGGAGAGAUUCCUGGCAGAACAGAAGCAGAAGGAAGCUGAGAGGAAGAUCAUGAAUGGAGGGUUAGUUAGUGGGCCUCCUCCAGCCAAAAAGCCAGAGCCAGAUGGUGGGGAGGUCCCACCUAGUGACCCUCCAGCAGAGUCCAAGGCACUGGCAUUCUCUGCUGGUUACCCUGGGGGCUUUACUAUCCCACGACCUUCUGGGGGUGGAGUCCACUGCCAGGAGCCCCGCCGGCAGUUGGCAGGGGGCCCAUGUGUAGGUGGCCUUCCACCAUAUGCCACCUUUCCCAGACAGUACCCUUCUGGGCGACCCUACCCCCACCAGGACAACAUCCCAUCUCUGGAGCCAGGCAAAGAUGGAGUUCACAGGGGUGCUUUGUUACCACCCCAGUUCCGUGUGGCUGAUUCCUAUAGCAAUGGCUACAGAGAGCCCCCUGAGCCAGAUGGAUGGGCUGGAGGUCCCCGGGGCAUUCCCCCAACCCAGACCAAAUGCAAACAACCGAACUGCAGCUUCUACGGACACCCUGAGACAAACAACUUCUGCUCUUGCUGUUACAGGGAAGAACUGAGGAGGAGGGAACGGGAACCUAGUGGGGAACUGCUGGCUCAUAGGUUCUGAAUGGGUGGGACCUCGGCGGGAAAGGGGCUAAACAAAGAAAAGUGAAGCUCAUCUCUGGCUCAUCAAGACCCAGCCCGUGUUGAUGGGGCAAGUGCAGAAGUGUUUGUGGGAGCUAGAGUGCUGGCAUGCUGGCGAGAGCAGGACAGGGCUAGUACUACCUCAAGGGCUGUACUACUCUUAUGCAGUUUGGCUUGAGACUGCAAGACAAAAGGGGAAGACUGUCUCAUAACCUCUUGCCCUAUCCCAGGGCCCAAGGGAAAGUAGGGAAAUAAUUGGUGUGUGUGUGGGUGGGAGGUGGGUGGACAUCUUGGGGGAGGAACCUGGAAAGAAGGUUUUCAGUCAGUUAAGGAAAAUAGACCAAAGUUCAUUGACUUUAUAAAAAAAAAAAAGAAAAAAAAAAAGCACAUGGUGAUGGAGUUGGGAGCAUAGAGCAAAUCUGAGAACAGGUUUGAUCUUGGUCUGAAUUAGGUAGAUGUCAGGCAUUGGUAAAUUCUUCUGGAAGGGUCCGGCAUGUGUGCUUGGCCUACUUAGAAAGGGUAUUUAAAUCCCAGUGAGUGGAAAUAGGAACCUUCAAGGGGGAUUCUUUGCCUCGUAAGUGUUAUGUUCUUCUAGAUAGUCAUCUGUCAUCCGUUCUAGUUUUAGGGGAGAUUGUCUAUUGCCCCCAUCUUUUCCUCAUCCUUUUUGAGGACUGAGCUCAGCUAAGUUAAGAAGUUGUGAUUUUAAAAGUUUUUAUUUUAAAAGCAAGUCCCCUUUGUGGGAGAGGAGGGUGGUAAGAGCAGCCUUGUGUGUGGGCUUCUCUUCAGGUGGGUGGGUACAGAGGAAUCUAUUUUUAACUACUUAGCAAUAACUAUAUGUGGGGUUUGAGUGCACUGAGGAAGGCGGAGGAAGGCCAGACGCUCGGCCAGACUGUUUGAAACAAUACCAAAACCCUAUACAGAGUUCUCGUCCUCUGCGGCUGCCUUCCGAGAGAAAGCAGCUUAGUGUACUAAUUUUUUAAAGAAAAAGAAAUAAGAUCCUGACCAAAAAAAUUAAAAAUUACUUACUCCUUAUCCCCAUUUAAGUGAUUUUUUUUUCUCCUUCCUGUCUACUGCUGGAGAAUGAACUUAACAUCCUGGCUUCUUUUGUUAAGCCAUAGCUGACCUUAAUCUAUGGUUAGUUUAUUAAAAUAAUAAAAAUACUUUGUAAGAAAAUAUUUUUGAUAUUAGGACUGGUAUUGAAGUGUGGGAAGGGGCCUUUUUAUAAAGGUAGCUAGAGAAAUAUAUUUUAUGAACCGUAGCCACAGGCCCAGAUUAGCCCAGUGAGCGGAUCUGCCUUUGGAUUUCUCCCUUUUCCUGAGCCAACCCUGUUCUCCAGAGGGGUGGAGUGGCCCCAGUGGUGAGAGCUCCCUUGCAGUUUGCACAUAGCACAAGUCUGGACAGCUUAUGCUCUGACCAGAGCCAUUUCUAAGAGCUUUAAACCAGAAGACUAUCUUUCACCAAUUUUCCUUUUUCCUUCUAUUUUUUUUUCUGGGGGAAAAAUCAUCUAUGCAAUUAUGUACACUUGUGGCUGCAUAUGAAGAAGGGGUGUGUCCAGAGUGUUGACUGUGUUCUGGGCUUUGAUUUCUUUGCUGAGUGAGGUAUGUCAUCACCCACUAAUGGAAUGUAAUUCUCACAUUUGAUCUAAGUCACAAAUGGCUCUGUGUGUGUGUGUGUGUGUGUGUGUAUGUGCGUGCGCGCGCGUGUUGUUUGCGUGUGCACGCACGCUUGAGGAACUCGUCUACAUGUUUCUUCUGCCUAGUUAGGAAAAUGGUCACACACCUCGCCUUGAUAACGAAGCUAGUCAAAAAUUUCUCAGUGAAAUUAUUUAGUUUAGAAAGGCUUUUUUUCCCUCCAAAAAUUUGAAAGUCACUCACUUCUGUAUCUACCAAUCUGUUGAUUUAAUAAUUUCCCAUCAUUAUUUUUAGGCAAUUUUUUGUUUGUUUCUUUGAUAUUUAGUCCUGGCUGGCCAGCCUGGUACUUGCUAUAGCGCCCAGGCUAGCCUUCAACGCAUAGCCACCCUCCUGCCUCAAUCUUCUGAGGGAUCUAGGCAUGAGCCACCACGCCCAGGUUUCUUUAGGCUGGAACCUAGUAUGAGACAAGGAUUUCUGACUGGUGUAUAAUUUAAAGGUCUAUUCAGAAAUUGAGGGGUUUUUGUUUUUUGAUAGGGUCCUACUCUGUAGUCUAGGCUGGCCUCAAAUGUAUGACCCCCUUGCUUCAGCUUCUCAAGUGCUGGGGUCACACCGUCAAGUAUAGAAACAUAAUAUAAAAACCCAGAUUGACCAAAACAUCAAAAUCUUGGGAUAUAAAAGGAAUUGGUGUUAAGGUAAAGAAGUGAGCCCUGAACUGAACAACUAUGAGGACAAAUCCUAUUUAAAUUUUGAUAUGUUCAUAAAGUUUGUUCUUUUUAAACAUUUUUUUGAUUUUUAAAAAAAUAUUGCAUCAAGAUAGUAUUUAUCUUGAUUCCUGGGUUUUAAGCACUCCUUCAGUUUUUCUCCCAAGGUGAAUGAAUGCCUGUGCCUUGUUCUCAGCCUUUAGACUUGUCCCGGUUCCUGGAGUUUGAAUGACACUGGUGAAGCUUUCACCAGAUGAGCCUCUCCCUUCUGACACUACAGACACCAUGGUGUGCACUGCUCAGUCAUUCUCCCAUACCCUGCAUAGAUGCCUGCCUAAGUAGAUAGGAACAGAGAGCCUGGCAGGGGUUUUCCUAUCAAGUAAAACCAGGGCAGUUGCUCUCCCCUGGACUGCUGUGUUUGGACUUGAUCUGUUAUUAGAUUGUAUUUACCACUCUUGUUUUUAAAAACUGAGGACAAAUGAAGAGAAACAGAAACUUUGUAUCAUGUUUGUUUUUAUUUAUAUGGUACCCAGUCUUAAUUGUUUGCCUUUCCAAAGCAAAAAUAAAAGGAAGUUCCAGGGAAAGCGAAGGGUGUUCUAGUUCUAAGAUCGUGUGGAAAAUGCGUCUUAGGCCCUUUAACUUCUUGUUAAAUCCGUUUCAAUUGGGAGGAUGACUAUUAAGACACCAAAAGGCCUCUCCAUUGUCUGAGACACAUUCUUUUUUAAAAUAAGGAGUGGUGAACUUUAUUUUUCAUUCUUUUUUGAAGGAGGGGUUGAGUAGGAUGGAGUUAAUAAUGUCUGGAAAACAAAACAGAUAAGGAAGGACUGGCCUGUCUUUUGGGAAUGACGAGCCCAUGCAAUUGCUGUGGUGGGGAGAAGGGAGGGAGGGCCAAGUGGGGGCUUAAGUGAGUAGAACCUCCCUUGUUUAGGAGGUCACAUGAGUAACAGAAGACAGACCCUGUUAUCCUUUCUGACCCUGUAUCCUUAGGUGAGGCAUGGCCUCAUCUCUCAGGCUUCCAUUUAAGUGCAAUUAUUCCUGUCAAUCCAGGGCAUCUGGGCUUCUGCUAAGUGGGAUGCAGAGAGGAGAUCUUCAGGGUUCUUAUUUUUCUCCUUCCACUUAACAUGGUUGCACUCUCUCCACCCUACGUUCUGUGCUCCCAGCUUACAGCAAACACACUAGAGGGCCAGCUCCACAUCCUUCCUCAACUCAUGCUGGCUUAAUUGAGAAUUGCAAAAGAUUUCCUCAUUCUGUGUUUUAUAAAUAAUAUAAAUUGUAUCUUUUUAUUUAGUUUUUAAGAUGCAAUUUCUAAGAGUGACGGAUGGUGUUAAGCUCCCUGCUGUGCCUUAAAGUAGAAGUACCUUCCUCGCUAUAGGCUUCCAAAGGCCACAAACCAAUAAAGCAAAAAUUAGCAUGAUUUUAUAUUGUACACUUGGGAGGUGAUCCUGAGCCCAGAGAAUGGAGCUGGUUCUCUGAGAGCUGGCUCUUGCCUUUCUUCCUUCAGUCACAUGCCCAAGGUUCCAGGCACUUUGUUUUUCCUUCAAUAAAGGAGCAUUUGGGAAAUAAUUGUGAGUUACUCAGACACCUCUGGACUGUGCCCUCAUUUUCCAAGGAGGCAGUAUCAGCCAUAUAGCCAUAGGUGAAUUGGAAGCCAUUUUCUGGCUUAGAAACACAUGUACCCCAGAGUCUCAUAAUUUUCUUCUUUCCCUCCGUCUCCAGUUGCUGAUUCAUUGAGUCAUAGAGGCAUUCUGUCUCUUUUAAUAUUUUGCAGAUACCCAGUCACAGAUUGUGCUUGAGCUGAUUAAAACUACCUGCUUCCAUGUAGAAUUCCUGUGUCUGCUUCCCCCAUUGGCUGUCUGGGUCGGGGGCAGCAGAAAGUGAUGGAAGCUGUCUAAGGAGUGGGGUGGGAAGGACCUUGGCCUCUUUCUGUGUUUAUAACUGGAUCUGUGAUUCAUCCUCUGAGUCACUCAGCUCCACCUCCCUCCUCCAGCUGCCCCUCCCAACAGCCCUUGCUCCUGGCACAAACCUGUAACCAAAAUAGGGGUCUGAAAUGAAAAACUCUGAUAGAGCUCUUUGCCGGUCUAUGCCCUUUCCAUCCCAUGGACAUCUGGGUUUGUGCUGCAGUCUUCCGUUACCCAACCCACGGCUGCUACCCCUUCGCAUUUCUGGUUAGGUGAUGAUUCAAAUCACCCAAUUUAUUUCUCUGAUUUCUCCCAGUUCUGACAAUUCCUUCCUCAGUAUUCUGCUGCUCCUAUACCUUGAGGUAUUAAAAAAUAGAAUGAGGCUCUCCGAAGAAAGAAGGUGGGGAGAAGAAAAGUGGAUCAUGGGAUUUUAAACCAUGGGGGUUGGGGCACACCUCUCUAUACAUUGCUUCCUUCUUACAGCCCGUACUUUAUUCCACAAGACAUUGAGGUGUGAGGUGUGGGGUGUGUGUGUGUGUGGGGGGGGGUUGGUCAGCGGCCUUUUGGACUCCUACAGUCGGGCUUCUGGGGCUGUUACUAGCAAGUACAUACCUGUUUGUUCCAGACUGACUCUGCUCGGGCUAGCUUCACUAUUUCCACAGUUGCAGCCAACACUGGGAACUUGGGAAGCUGAGGCUGGAAGGAUGUGUGCUGUGGGGAGGGGAGUAUUGGAUGUCACGGCCCCCACCUUAGGAUUGCUGCCUCUGUACAGACUCAGAAACAAUAAAACAGCAGCUCAUUAACACCAA
Messenger RNA from Arvicola amphibius (Eurasian water vole), 8012 nucleotides. RefSeq names its product OTU deubiquitinase 7B (gene Otud7b). NCBI's taxonomy places the organism in Eukaryota, Metazoa, Chordata, Mammalia, Rodentia, Cricetidae. The record is from RefSeq and is a predicted model, not a curated record. Gene Ontology annotation, biological process: protein K11-linked deubiquitination; protein K63-linked deubiquitination; protein deubiquitination involved in ubiquitin-dependent protein catabolic process. The coding region runs from base 431 to 2956 and encodes 841 amino acids. The transcript is spliced from 13 exons. Gene Ontology annotation, molecular function: K63-linked polyubiquitin modification-dependent protein binding; zinc ion binding; DNA binding. Gene Ontology annotation, cellular component: nucleus; cytoplasm.